GUAAUCGUCGCCGAAGGUGAACAGAAAGCAUCUCGUGCCUUGAAAGAAGCAGCAGAAGUUAUAGCUGAGUCGCCAUCUGCUCUUCAACUACGCUAUUUGCAAACGCUUAAUAGCAUCUCAGCAGAGAAGAACUCAACCAUAAUCUUUCCGUUCCCAAUUGAUUUGCUCAGUGCUUUCUUACAACGACCGGCUCCAAAAGUUGAGAGUUGUGUUCCGUCGACGAUGCUACCACACUCUUCAAAGACUCACCUGUGUUAA
This is a messenger RNA of Ostertagia ostertagi, 258 nucleotides long. Lineage: Eukaryota; Metazoa; Nematoda; Chromadorea; Rhabditida; Trichostrongylidae. The record is from the annotation of a GenBank genome assembly.